GUUUGGUUCUUGAAAUCAAUAGUCAGUUUGAUGUCACCACACUAAUAUCUAUGGUGUUGUGGUUUGGGAAUUUCAUCACUACCUUAUACACUCUCAUACUGAUGCUGAACGCAUCGCUCCAGUUGCGAUUUAUGUUCUCCUUAUGGUGUAAUGUUUUUUGCUAUUUAUUGUGGCUACUUAUGAUAGUUUGUAUCUAUAGUCGCACCCAAGCCGAGGCUAACAAAACCGCUACAUACAUCCAUGAAAUCUGGAAUCAACAUUCUCAAAAGAAAGAUCUAAACGAAGAAUUGCGCCACUUGCAGUUGAUUGCGUGUAGAUUCUUAAACACUAAGUUGAUUUUCAAUGCGAAGAAUUUCUUUAGAUUGGACGAAACUUUUUUUCAUGUGAUAAUAACUGCAGUUGUGACCUAUUUAAUAAUUUUGAUACAGUUUCGCACCUAGAUUCAUUAUUUCAAGUAAUCUUUCAAAAGAAUCGGAUAACCUUAGAAGCAGAGAUGCAAGUUUGUAAAUUUUUCUACAAAAUACAGUUGAUGUAUUCAAAUAGUAAAACUCCACACGUU
Molecule: messenger RNA, 559 nt
Organism: Zophobas morio
Lineage: Eukaryota; Metazoa; Arthropoda; Insecta; Coleoptera; Tenebrionidae
Product: putative gustatory receptor 28a
Exons: 3
Coding region: 51-440 (129 amino acids)
Biological process (GO): sensory perception of taste; male courtship behavior; chemosensory behavior
Cellular component (GO): axon; dendrite; neuronal cell body
Source: RefSeq, a predicted model, not a curated record